AUGAAACAGACUCUUCUGAAGACUAAUGAAACGUUCCAGGAAAGCAAAACCAAGCUAGAGGAUGUACAUCAAGUUGUUACGGAAAUACGUCAAGCCCAACUCAACACAGGCCAGGAGGAAGAUGUCCUUAAGCAACUUGCCAAGGUGGACACAGAAAACAUUAUUAAAUACCACUCAGAAAGAUAUUUAGGGGGGACACGAGCGUCGAUUUUUACCGAAGUCAAGAAUUGGUUAGAUGACAUCAACUCUUUUCAUCGAGUGAUGGUGAUUGCUGGAAAUGUAGGAAUGGGAAAGUCUGUUAUUGCAGCUGAAAUUUCCAAACGUUUGCAACAAAAUAGAAGGCUGUUAGGAAGCCAUUUUUGUCAACAUAACAGGAUGCGUCACAGGAAUCCCAAGAUGAUGCUCCAGUCCUUAGCUUGCCAUUUGUCGUAUUCUCUUCCAGAAUACAAAGAAGCCCUUGUGGGGCAGCUUUCGAGAAAUCUGGGUCUGGAUAUCAAUGAUAUGGAAACGGAAGAUUUGUUUGAUUUGCUAUUUGAAGAGCCACUAAACAGAUUAAGUGACCCCGGUUUUACCUCUCUUGUUGUAAUUGAUGCCUUAGAUGAAAGUGAAUACCAAGGAAGGAAUGAGCUAUUAGAAGUAAUUGCUAAGUACUUUAACAAGCUCCCGAUAUGGAUCCGAUUCCUUGUGACAACACGGCCAGAAAUAAACAUUUGGGACAGUCUGAAAGGUCUUCGACCCCUUCUGCUGGAGCCAAACAAUGAAGAGAACAUGAAGGACAUUCGCCAUCUCUUUGAAAGACAUUUGAGCCAUAUGUUGCAAGUCAAUAAUCAUGAGUCGAUCUUGACCGAACUUGUUGAAAAAUCGGAAGGAGUGAUUUUAUGGGCUCAACUUCUGGUAGAUUUCAUAAAGGACAAUUUCUCAGUUCUCAAUUGGGAACACCUUGAUGGCACCAUACCGUCGGGUAUUUCGUCGGUUUACCAGUCUUAUUUCAAACGUCUAGAGACUGAACUAUGCAAAGAACUCAAGAUGUCUGAAGACAUGUUUUUAAGCCUUCUGAGUGUCAUUGUAGCGUCACGAGAACCACUGCCACUCGGCUUUGUGUCUAAAUUUUUGUUCCCUGGCAAAGUGUCCUCAGUUGUUCAGCGAAAGGUAAGCAAGGCCAUUGCUUGCAUAUCGUCGCUUCUGCCUGUUCAAGAAGGGUGUAUUCACUUCUUUCAUAAGUCAGUCAAAGACUGGUUAGUUGAUCAGUCGUGCUAUGGUAAGCACAGUUUCAGCGUCUUGGAAAACGAAGGCCACCUCAUUCUUGCUCGUCUUUGCGGUAAUGAAUUUGAUGAGGUGAAAAGAAAAGGUGUUGAUUGGUCACAACAGUUCGAUGACGUCACAAAGUAUUCUCUGCGACAUGGCGUUCAACACAUGCUUCAGCUGGAUGAAGACAUCAGACCAAGCGGCCUUGAAGAGAUUGUAAAUAAGUAUGUCCUAGAUGUGGAGCUUGUUUACGCAAAGCUGCGCGUAGAUAGUGCAAUACCCGCUGAAGAUAUCGCUUGCAUAACUAAGUUUUCUGUGAAAAGGCAGGCCGCCUCUAAGACUUUGUUGUUUCUUUUAAGGAAGCAUAUUGGUACAUUGAAACAACUGCCUCAUGUUAUAUUUCAAACGUUGUUGAAUGAAGGAGGACCGGAGCUGUGUUAUGAAGCAGCAAACCUCUUGAAGAGUAAGUAUUCUCACAUGUCACACAUGGAAUACUUAGACAAGAACAAUCUGGAAGGAACCGUUCAAACUAAAUUUCAUUGCUCCUCCGAAGUGGCUUGUUUUGACGUUUCACCUUCGUCAGACUGCAUGGUUUGUGAAUGUCGGGAUGGAACGAUUCAGCUGUGGUCUCUUCAGACUGGAAAGCUCGUUUGGAAACGUCCUGUCAUCAAAGUGAAGCGUUACUCCCGUUUCUUUCAGGCCUUCAGGACUGCUGCCCCAGCCUCUUUCUCGCCACAUUUCCUUUCAUUACCGCUUUCUGAAGUAUCCACAUUUGCAUUGUCUUGUUUUCGUUCUGUUGUGUUUCAUCCUACUAGGAGGCUUGUUUUGCCAGGAGUUCUGAGUGAAAGCUAUAGUUUUGACGGAGACCUAAACAGACUUUUUCCGGAAAGCAACUGCAUCUUCUCUGUUUGUUCAAUAUCUGGUGAUACGAUUCUCACGGACUGUCCCGAUAAUGCGAAAUGCCUUAUCCUUUGGAGUCUUUCGAAUGGUACAGAGUUAACUCGUACCACCAGAGAUCACAACGUCUUGACUUUUGCUCGGUCUCAGGAUGGAAGGGUUGCAGCGAUUUCUCAUUCAGAUGGUUCAGUUUGUUUGGUUGACUUGAUGAGUAAUUUCCGACUAGUCGCGGAAACGGUCUUGCAGAGCAUAUGUGGGAUGAUAAAGUUCUCCCCUGACCACCGAUUCCUUUACUGUUGGCAUUGUCCAUUGCGUUACAGUUAUCAACACCCUGACUUUUUUAAGUUAACUGUCAGUACAUCGAAUGGUGGAAAUGUUUUUCCUGACGUAGCUUCUGAGAAUGUUUCAUAUGUUCCGUGGGAAUGGGAAUCACCCAGUAGGUCUGGUUUCAUGCUUGGAGAUCCACUCUGUUGUAGAAGUCAAACCUCGCCUCCUUCCUUGGGGACAUUCGUGUUUGUGCUGAACAAACAAUCUAUUUUAAGAAGUAACCCAAGAAGUGGUUCUAUAGAAAUGUUGUUUCCCUAUGAACAAACAAAAUGCAGCGAUGGUGAUAAGGUCCUUAAUUCCCUUAAACUGUCCCUAACUGGGGAUACCGUGUAUAGUAAGGGCUACCGGGGUGGAUCUGUUUUGUUUACUGCCUGGGAUGUUUCAAGUGGAGCCCGUAAAGCUGCUUUACUCAUUGAACCUGACAAGGAAGGGAUUGCAAAGCCGAUGAGGGAAUUUACCGACACAAGUUUGGCAGCAGUACAGACCAUGACCGGGACGAGAGUGGGAAGAUCAAAACUCUAUGAGCAGGACGAGAGCGGGGAGCCCAGAGCUGCAAAAGUCACUGAACAAGACAAUGAUUGCAGCGGCUCAGACUAUGACUGGCACAAAAGCAGAAGCCCAAAGCUGCGAAAGUCAUUUCGCAAGACAAUGUUGGCCACGACUCAGACAAUAUUCCGGACAAGAAUGGGGAGAAAAAAGCACUAUGAGCAUUACCAAAGAGAGGAGCUCAGAGCAGACAAAGUUAGUGAACAAGACAAUGACAUUAGCAGCUCAGACGGUCAACAGCACAAGAAACGGGGCUUAAGGCCGAGAAAGCCAUUGAUACCACCUCAGACCGAAGUUGAGCAGGAUAAGAGCGUACAAGACAAUGAUUGCAGCGGCUUCGACUAUGACUGGCACAAAAGCAGAAGCCCAAAGCUGACUCAGACAAUAUUCCGGACCGGAAUGGAGAGAAAAAAGCACCGUAAACAUUACCAAAGAGAGGAGCUCAGAGCAGACAAAGUUAGUGAACAAGGCAAUGGUGUUAGCACCUCAGACGAUCAACAGCACAAGAAAGGGGGCUUAAGGCCGACAAAGCCAUUGAUACCACCUCAGACAGAAGUUGAGCAGGACGAGAGCAGGGAGCCCAGAGCUGCAAAAGUCACUGAACAAGACAAUGAUUGCAGCGGCUCAGACUAUGACGGGCACAAAAGCAGAAGCCCAAAGCUACGAAAGUCAUUUCGCAAGACAAUGUUGGCCGCGACUCAGACAAUAUUCCGGACAAGAAUGGGGAGAAAAACGCAAUAUGAGUAUGACCAAAGUGAGGAGCACAGAGCAGAGAAAGUCAAUGAACAAGGCAAUGACAUUAGCAGCUCAGACGGUGACCAGCACAAGAGAGGGGGCUUAAGGGUGAUAAACGAAUUGCACACACUUUGGAUUUUCCGGUAUUUUCCGGUUAAAAAAGGUGUUUUACUUGUACUAUGUUUAGAAGAACGAUGCACUCUGGAGCUGUGGAAUUUUCAGUUGUCAAAGUGCAUUGAAAGUUGGAGUUGUCUCGGGCAAUUCAAAAGAGUAAUUCCCGUUUCAGAGGAAGUUGUGUGUUUAAUUUCGCCGUCAUCUCGCGAGGUUAGAAUAUUUGAUACUUCAAGUGGUUUCGAACAGUUUGCAAUGUGUUUCCUUGGAAAGUUUAUUGCAUGCAACAGUAAAUGUCAGGUUUUGGCCACCUUGGGUAGCCAGACAAUUGUCUUGUUACAAGGCAAAACAGUUAUCUGGAAAAAAUACUGGCCUCGUUCUGGAUACCGUAACUUCAUUUGUGAAAGAUUUUCGUUUUCUCCGGACGACCAGUUUUUCGUCAUUUCUGGGGUGGAGCAAGGGUAUGGUGUUUAUUUAUUGGAUGCUUAUUCAGGAAGUACACUUCAGAUGUUAUGGAAAGGGGAAGCUGACCAAAGUGUUUUUGUCAGCAACGACGAAUGUGUUGUUCAAACCUCAGAGCCACCAAGUGUUACAUGUCUCCGACUGUUCAACGUUAGAUCUGGGCAGCAAUUAAGUGUGUUGAAUAUUGAGAGUCAGUUGACCGCUUUGACAAUUUCUCCUUGGAAUGGUCUUAUUGCCAUUUGUGAAAAGAACACUAACCAUAAUUUCAGAGUUAUCCUGUUAAGGCUAUCUGGCGAUAACGAAGAAAAAAGGACAAUCAAAGGUCAGCUGUCGAUUUGAAUGACGUUUUUGAACUUGUUAUCAUGACGUUGUUUUAAUUAGUUUAACUUUGGAACCUUUUAACGUCGUACGCCAAGAACAAUACACAAAAAAGGAUUUGUUUCUUUAUUUUUCACCGCAAAGGCUGCUAUCGCAUCCGUUGUAUGCACAAUUACGCCAAAGAUGGCAACGUUCACACAGUGCAUGUAAGACCGUGACCUUGAGCAACUAAGAACUAAUGACAAGUUACGGAGCACUUAGAGAGUAGCAGGAGAUACGUCAUGCAUAAAUUCUGAACCAAGUUUUUCGAGUUAAGUUGUUUGCUGUUGUCUCCAGAUUAUAAUAUAAAUUUUGGUCUCAAAGGAGUUUCAAGUUGUUUAGGCAUUCUUGGCAGAACUUAUAGGCGAGGCUAUAUAAGAACUGAUUUCCGAAUUGUGUGCCUUCUUGACUUUCUUGUCGAUUACCGACAACGCAGUGAGAGUAUAAUCGUGUUACAACAGACUGAGGUGCCGUUUUUCAGCAAGUGCAGUGCGAAUAACUUAGUUUUUUUUAUAAACUUUUGGUUACAAUUUUCACUCAAUUAUAAAAACAGACAAAAGCAUAAACCUUGUUGGAUCAAGGGGAAACGUAUGGAAAGUAUUUUCACUCAUAGCAGGGACACACACAGAAAAGUUUUUAAAAGAAGAGAGGUAAGGUCUGGGCCUCUAUAAACAUGCAGAGAGAAGCACAGAACAAAACUGACAUUUUUUCUAGCCCGGACUGUGUGGCUUUUGAAUUAAACGGAUCGAAAACUAUGUACUGUUUUUGUUUUUUUCCCUAGGCAAGUUCCGAGUUCGACAAGCUCAAGUCAAGUGACCAUUUUCGUACCUCUUUUGGAAUCUCAGCAUAAAGGGUAUGGCCAAAGAAACUUUGAAUACUAUGCACUGUCACUUAUAAAAAUAAUUUUCUCGCAGUUUAGAUAAUGGUGUUCCUCGACAAUCCGUUUUAGGACCCCUCCUUUAUUUUUUGUACGCAUCACCCAUUGCCUAGAUUAUCCAGUACCAUGGUGUCUAAUACCUUCUGUACACUGAUUACUCCCAGCUUUAUAUUUAGGGCGGAUUGGAAUCCAGAGCUCAAUGUGGCUCAAUGAAAAGUUGAGGGGAGCGUCAAGGACAUUAACGCGUGGAUGGUUCACAAUGGCCUAAAACUAAAUCAGAUUUCCUUGUUUUCAGCAUCAAGUUCCAUGCUAGGCCACCAGGACUAUGUGGACUUUUUUGAGGAGCAAAUACAGCCGCCUUCAUCUGCAAAGGACCUGGGUGUCAUCUUUGACGCAUGCCUCUUUCUCUAAAUGAACAUAUUAGUUAUGCAAAUCUUUCCAGUUCAUUUAAGAAGUACAUUAAGACGGAAUCCACCAGGAAAUUGAGUCAUUUUAAUUUUCAGUGGACAAAAACCUUGUACCAGAAUAAUGUAAACAAUAUCGCAUUUUUUUUACAUUUUUUAAAGAGCUAUAAAUGUAAUUAGUUAUCUGUAAU
This is a messenger RNA of Porites evermanni, 6152 nucleotides long. NCBI's taxonomy places the organism in Eukaryota, Metazoa, Cnidaria, Anthozoa, Scleractinia, Poritidae. The record is from the annotation of a GenBank genome assembly.